GUGGGCGGCCCCGUGUGGCAGGAGGAGAGCGAAACACGACACCCCGGCCGUGUAAGAAGGAGGAGGGGGUGCUGGAGAGAGAACACGAAGUGACUGAGUGGAAAAAGAGGGGGCACAGAGAAAGAAGUGAGUUGGCUUUGGUACUUUUGUUCCUCCCCGAAUCGCGACUGUUGUCAGGAGGAAGAUGCUGCCGCUGCCCCGGAGGACUCCAACAUGCGACACCGCCGCCGCUGCUGCAGCGAUAGGAGUGAAAAUUUAAACUCGCCACAUUCCGUUGCUCCAGAAGCGGCCAACGGCAGCACAGACUGACUCCUCCAAACUUUCACCAUUCAGCCGGACCGGACUGGAUUUCUCCCCCUCCUCCCCCACAGCUCCAGAGGCUUUGGGACAACUUUGCUGAUUUAAACCAGCAACUUUCACAGUUAAUCCGUGUGUUUUAAACUCCAUUCGGGUUUUUUUUUCUCGGCUCUUUUUUCGGCUAGAACAACACGGGGGGUGGAAGGAGUGCGGAGCCGCUGCUAACUCAGCUAAAAGCUACCGUCUGAAGUUACCCGUCGACGGGAUUGGUGACGGAGGAAGCAGCCGAAGACUUCGACAAAGAUGAAAACCCCGGCAGAGACGGGGUUUGCCUUCCCAGAGUGGGCCUACAAGCCGGAGUCGAGUCCGGGCUCCAGGCAGAUCCAGCUGUGGCACUUCAUCCUGGAGCUGCUGAGGAAGCAGGAAUACAACGACGUGAUCGCCUGGCAGGGCGACUACGGCGAGUUCGUCAUCAAGGACCCGGACGAGGUGGCCCGCCUGUGGGGGGCCCGGAAGUGCAAACCGCAGAUGAACUAUGACAAGCUGAGUCGGGCUCUGAGAUACUACUACAACAAGCGGAUCCUCCACAAGACCAAAGGGAAGAGGUUCACCUACAAGUUCAACUUCAACAAACUGGUGCUCGUCAAUUACCCCUUCAUCGACAUGGGCACUGGUAGCUAAAAUAUUCUUGUUUCUGCUUCACCAUUACCACCUGGGAAAGGAACACAUUUCCGUUUCCCGCCCUCCACCCCGUCGGAGGUUCUGUCCUCCAGUGAGGAGCUGCGCAGCCCCAGCGUCUUCAGCACCGUGGCGCGCCGCAUGGCCCGCGGCUCCGUCAGCGACUGCAGCGACGGCACCUCCACCAACUCUGAGCUAGAGGAGGCGGCGGCGGCCGACGAGCGGGCCAUCGGGCCCGACCGGGCCUUCCGGGGGCUCCUCGCCCCCCGCCUGCCUCACGAGUCCCUGUUCAGGUUCUACGGGGGUCACCCGACCCCAGCGGGGUUACCCAGGCCCGCGCCCAGGGUCCACGCCGACCCUCUGUCCCCGUUCCCCGUGUCCCCCCUGCCCGGGCCCGGAGGGCUGCUGUCCCCCGCCCUGUCCAUGACCCCCACCCCCCACCUGGCCUACACCCCGUCCCCCUCCCUGUCGUCCCCCAUGAUGGGCUCCCACUUCUCCUUCAACCCGGAGGACAUGAAGCACUACCUGCAGGCCCACACCCAGUCCGUUUACAACUACCACCUCAGCCCCCGGGCCUUCCUGCACUACCCCAACAUCGUCGUCCCCCAGCCGCACCGCCCCACCCUGGAGAAACCCGCCCCCCACCACCUGCAGGCCCCGCCCAUGCCGCUGCCGCUCGGCCAGCAGCCGGCCGACGACGCGCACGCCUCGCCGUUCAAGUUCAAGCUGCAGCCACCGCCGCUCGGCCGCAAGCAGAGGGAGGCGGGGAGUUCUCUGGCCGCAGCCUCCUCCUCCAACCACGCUUCCUCGUUUACCGGCGCCGGUCCGAACGCCGGCUCUGCUGCGGGAGGAGCGCCGCCGAAGAUCAAGGUGGAGCCGGUCUCCGACCUGUCUGAGGAGGACGUGGAGGUGACCGACAUCAGCGAGGAAGACGAGCUGAACCCCAACAGUGAGGAUGAGGAGGGAGACAUGUUCCCCCCUCUUCCUCACAGCCGUCAUCAUCACCAUCUGAAGAACGGGAGCGGCGGCAGCCCGUCCGCUCCUCAUCCAGAGGAAGACCCCGACGAUGAUGAAGAGGUGUUCAAAACUCCCGCCACUCCCCCACCUGGCGGCGGCGCCGCCUUCCCACUGGUGGGUCUGAAGACCGAGUCGGGCCAGGCGGCGGCGCCCGUCAGCCCCGGCGGAACCCGCUGCAUCCCGCUCAAACUGCGCUUCAAACGCCGCUGGAGCGAAGACCAGCGGAUGGAGGCGGACGGAGACCGGGACGAGGCGGAGGACAAGAAAGUGAGAGGAGAGGGGGAGGGCCAGGAAGACGGGAAGAGAGAGGGAGAGGAGAGCGGCGGAGGAAGAGGAGUGAUCCUGGGCCUGAUGCUGCCGCCGGCGCCAACCCAACGCAGAGCGAGCUCCGAGCUGCAGAGAGCCACAGCGCAGCUGUCGCUGGAAAACGCCAGCUGCUGAAAAACAAACCCAACAUGGCGGGUUCUGCAGAUCCAGACGUUCAGCCGGAGCCGGAAAUCUGGCGUUACUAAACGUAGCAGGUUUCAUAUAAUGUUUUAAAACAAAAACAGAACCAACAGUUUUGUUUUUUGCUUUUAGCUGAACUCAUUUGGGUCGUUUGCAGGAAGAUUUGUGCAAUAAUUCACCAAUUCUGGCUUCUGUUACUUAAAUCAGGUGUCCAAAGUGUGGCCUGAGGGCCAUUUGUGGCACUCACAGUGAGUUUGUGUGGCCCUCAACCAAAAUACAAAAAUUACACAAACCUGAUAUUCCAGUUCAGUGUUGGAAGUUCAUGCAGUUAAAAAAUUAUUUUAAAAAAGAUAUGAAUUAAAGUCCCCUAAAUAUGGAAGGUACAACACAAAGUAUGCAUUUAAAUCAGUUUUAUAGUAAAAAAGAACCACAAAUAUUUCAAUAAUUCCUUAAUAUUGAUGAAAAAGUUCCACUAUCAGAUCGUUUCACUUAUAACAAGAUUUUUCCCAUGUUAUUUGUGCAAUUCGUACUUUUUCAUCAGUAUUAAAGAAUUAUUUACUGCAGACAAGCGCUUGGAUCUUGUAGAAUUAUUUGUAAGUUAGUUUUGUCUUAUUUUAAGUACAUGAUAUUCUCUAGACCAAAAGUACUUAAGAGUUUGUUUUUUGCAGUGUAUUUAUUUGUGCAGAUAAAAAUUAAACAUUUAGCAAUUUUUAAAGCAAUUUUAAUUUAAAAUGUUUUAAAAUUUGAUCUCACGUGACCCUCAAUAUCUUUCAACUUGACAGUUUCGGUAAAAAAAAUUUGAAUUGAGCUAAAUGAACAAAUCAUCUUCCUCCGUGUGACGCAGCGACCCGUUCAGAGUAAAAACAAGGAACAAAACGAGCUGUUUGCGCAGAAUCAUGUUGAAAUCAUGGUGUUUGCUUGGCGAAUACAGCUGGACCUGCUCUGGGACCCAUCAUCACGUCUUUAACACUAAAACUCAGACUUUAACCCGACUACAGAGUUGCCUCGGUCCACUUCUGAUCACAGUCGUGCCCAAAUCCAGUCGAUAAAUGUUCGGUGGAGGCGACCGGACGUUGGGAGUCGCCUCCGGUUCUUGUUCGUUUCUUCUUUAACCCAGCAUGGAGCCGACAAAUCCUGAUGUUACUGAAGAAUCAGCCGCCUGUACAGAGAUUCUAGAAGUGCCUGGAAGACGUCCCGUCACUACAGAUUAUAAUGCAGAAGAAGAAGAAAAUAACGCAUCGAUUGGUUUGGUCUGGAAGAGAUUCCAUCAUCCCCUCCAGUUUCACCGACGAGGGCAUUUUCAGCGUUGUUGCCUUCAACCUUACCCAUCAUCAGCUUCUUCUAUUUUUUUUUACAUAUGUAUAUGUAUAAACAUAUAUAUAAAACAAAAAUACUUUUUCUUUCCUCUGGAUUUAAAUGGACAGUAUUUUUUCGGGCAUUUGCAGAGACAAUAAACUGAUUAGUGUCUUUUGGGGGAGGGAGGGAAACGUAAUGAAUGUGGAGCAUCAAGGCUAACUCAGGCAAACCUUCACUGAGAUGAAAAAAGUAUAUUUUUAGCAUAUAAAAAGAUUGUACCCAUUUUAUUAAUCAGACUUAAAAGAGAUUGUGCCUUUUUGUCAGUUUUCUCCCCCAGGAACAUGUAUUAUCUCUCAGAAAACCACCAUGCCUUCGGCUUUUUGUAAAACUAAACGUAUAUAUUUUAUUCAAAUAUAUAUUAGAAUCAGAUAUUCUAUUUCAAUAUGGUCAUUUGAUACGAAUUAGCUAAAUCCUCCUAUUUUUAAUAGCAAAGAUGUGUAUAUAAAUAUAUAUUCUAAUGCAGCUGCGGCGACCCAGAUCUGGCGGCUCGCUCUGAUUGGACGGUCUGGAUUUUGGUUUGAGACUUGAGCAGCUACAACACAGCGUCCUGGUUAGUGCGGUUACAAUAAAGGGAAACAUGACAUCACAUCUGACAUUAGACGCCUCCGCAGUUGCAGAAUCUACACACACACACACACACACACACACAGAGGAAACCUCAGAGCGACAAGGGACUUCCCAUAAUCCCUCAUUGUGUAUGUGUGCGCGCUCUGUGGUUACCCCGUCUACAAACAUCCAGCUUUUUUGUGAAAAAGGCUCAACAUUUGUCAUUUUUAAAUAGUUCGUCGCCUCAUUCCUGAUUCACCAAACCGUUCGGAGACGUUUUCAGGACUAAACCACCUGAACUGUUAGACCCGUGCUGCCUUACAGCCUCUUCUUUCCUCCAUGCAUUACUGUUAUUCCUGUAAUGAUUUAUAUUAUUAACAUGACUACUUUAUGAUUAUGUCGUACCCUCGUGCCGCGGCCCAACCUCUUCCCCAUGAAUUCCCAGUUUAUGAGUUCUUGUACUGGUUUGCAGCAGGAGGGUUGGAUAAUACUCAUAUACAGCAGGGGGAAGAAAUCCUUUUAAUUUUUAUUUUUAGUUGUUUGUAUAUAUAUUUUUCAUUAUGGUGGAUUCUGUAAGGAAAAGAAACAAGUGUUGUACUGUUUAACAUUUUUAACAUUUGUAUUAUUUGACACCUUUUUUUCUUAUCCUCUCCGUCUCUCCUCUCAUGUUCUUGUUAUUUUCACUCCAGAGGAGAGGCGGAGCUUUUUAUUUUAUUUUAUCAUGCUUCUGUUUCCAUUCUGUAUCUUUUCAUCUGCAUUUGUAAUUAAACAAUAAUCAGGGUUCAUUAAAAAGGUGAAAAUGGUCA
Messenger RNA from Gambusia affinis (western mosquitofish), 5147 nucleotides. It is a transcript of the gene erf, whose product is annotated as Ets2 repressor factor. The record is from RefSeq and is a predicted model, not a curated record. Lineage: Eukaryota; Metazoa; Chordata; Actinopteri; Cyprinodontiformes; Poeciliidae. Gene Ontology annotation, cellular component: nucleus. Gene Ontology annotation, biological process: cell differentiation; regulation of transcription by RNA polymerase II. Gene Ontology annotation, molecular function: sequence-specific DNA binding; DNA-binding transcription factor activity, RNA polymerase II-specific. The transcript is spliced from 7 exons.